CGUUGGCAGCUCAGUAAAAACGAAAUAGGUCGCGAAGAAUUUGAUUUUAUCUCCUGUAUUCUCGUUUUUUUUUUUAAAGCAUUUGUCAAAUUCUACCUGUGAAGUUCUUUGAAUAAUUUUUAAAAGACAUGGCUUGGGCUCCAUCCACAGACUUCGAGAAUGAUUUGGUCGAUAUGCAGCCAGAUCGCAAUUUCAUCCAUGGCCAGUUGGCAUACGACGCGGCAAAUCGCACUUACUGUCGCGAGCUUACUCCGCGUCCCAAAUCAACUUACGAAUAUCUGGAGAAGCGAGAGAAAAGCAGCCAAGAGUUCGAAAAACAGUAUGGCUCCAGGACCAAAGAUAUCAGCGAUAGUUUGGCGAUGAUGCAGCGUAUACAGGAGAUUGCAGGCACCAAGAAAUUGGGCGAGCAUGCGACCAUGGCGGAUUGGGAGGAUCGAAGUACCGCCGAACAUGAGGUGAUUGCUAUGAUGCGACACUAUGGAUAUCAGUCCUGUGCCGAUGGUUUGAUGGGUAAACUUAGCGAAGAUGAUGAUCGAUUGCCCAAAGACAAGAUUCUUAUCAUACGCAAGGGACGCGAAAGUUUCCCAUUGAUAACGGAUCCAAAUUACUUUGGACCGGGUCGAAGACGCAACUCUACAAAUACAUCCAGCAGUGGAUCCACCAUCUAUACAGAUCCCAAUUCAUCAAUAGAAACAGAGAGCAAUGCUAUAUAUGGAUCAGCCACAUCGCGUUUGGAUGACACCAACAGCAGUCAGGAUGAUGACAUUGAAAUACCAUAUAAGUUGCUAGAAUCUUCGGAUGAAGAACCGGAGCAGGCAAAGGAGCACGCGAAGGAGCAAGUACCGAAACCGAAUACCAACAAUCGGCCAAAACGUCAUCCUCGUUCAUCACAGAAAGAAAGAAAACGUGCACAAAAAUUAAUGUAAUCGGAAUCAUUUAUAAUGCAUUGACAAAAUCGAUCAUUUAAAAGAAUGGCUUGAAAUAUAUAGUUAAUUAACCAGCUUGCAAAUGAAUAUACAUAUACAUAUACAUAGAAUA
Messenger RNA from Drosophila nasuta, 1038 nucleotides. It is a transcript of the gene squ, whose product is annotated as squash. Lineage: Eukaryota; Metazoa; Arthropoda; Insecta; Diptera; Drosophilidae. The record is from RefSeq and is a predicted model, not a curated record. The transcript has a single exon. Bases 129 to 926 code for a protein of 265 amino acids.